This is a messenger RNA of Fusarium odoratissimum NRRL 54006, 4251 nucleotides long. RefSeq lists its product as uncharacterized. The coding region runs from base 1 to 1143 and encodes 380 amino acids. The record is from RefSeq and is a predicted model, not a curated record. The transcript has 2 exons. NCBI's taxonomy places the organism in Eukaryota, Fungi, Ascomycota, Sordariomycetes, Hypocreales, Nectriaceae.
AUGGGGAGAAAAUUACCAUGGAAGACUUCCUCGACUCCUUCGGGCCCUGGAAGGAAAACUUCAGUGAAGUCGGAGAGCCCACUACCCACACCAUCACGAGCGCUCCAUCCAGGUACACCCUCAGCAUUCCCUAAGAAACCGCGUCGCGAGCGCGUGAUAGAGGCAGAAGGUAUUCCAGACUCAACACUUUCAUCAAAACCGCAAAGAAACCGACAAUAUCAUACAGAUGCCACACGCAGUCCUUCAACCUCGCCUCCGCCAGAGCCACCUAAAGAAAGAUUCAUGAGACCAGGCCUCGACCACGAUGACCGAUAUCGUAUAGUGGAAGACGAAUUCGUCAACAUGGCUCACCAAUUCACACUUCACAUUCAUGCUUCUGAAUACAAUCGUUUGAAGAAUUUGGCUAAACACCAAAACGCAGACACAAUCCGUGAGAUUGAAAGGCCUGUAGUCGGCGCGCCAACCCUCCUUACACGACAUCGUCAGGAGGACGUACGCCGCAAUGCCAAACAGCGCAAGCUUUUAGGUAAUGACGCAAAUGAGAAGAAGGACUCCCCUUACGUAGGGUCAAGUCUGCAAGGUCUCAUGGAGAGUCCCAGAAAGGAGCACAAGUGGAUAUCAACAGGUCUAGCUGAUACCGCAGCAACGAGAGCUUCGGCGGGUUUCAAUUCACAGAAGAUUAGCCCGCUACGGUUAAAGCAAGGAUCCAAUUCAUCUUCAGCAAAGAGGAGGCAGAUCUCUUUGGGCGAUGACGAUGAGACCGAUGAUGGAGAUGACUUGGAUCCAACUACGCCCUCACGCACCGCAGCUACAAAGGCAGCACGCACGACGCAUACAUCCAGUCCAGCCAUGCCACGAUCAACUCCACGAACAGCAUUUAGUACUCCUCGCACACUGAAAUCAGCUAUGAACACAACUUCAAGGUCGGGCUCUAGCGUUAAGCGACCAACAACAGCACCUGGAGGAAGCGAAGCACGUAAGAUAACCAAAAGCCGCGAUGCUCAAGAACACAUCGAUGAUGACGAUCCUUUUGGGAUCAACAAACGAAGAAUUCAGCGCCAAAAGUCAAGGGAACAGUUCCGCAAAACGGAAGAGAAAACACCCUCUAAAUCCUCACUCGACGAUAUUCCUUCAUUCCUCUGAGCACAUUCACCAUCACGAAAUCUCAACGGUGGCCCAACAGAGCCCUAUUGCAUGGAAAUCAAAUCAGUUCUUUUCAUUCAUGUAAGCCCUAUUCUUGCAUUGGCCGAUCCUCCAUUGUAAGCUCAUCAAAGUCAUCCAGCAACUCAUUCAUAUCGACGUGAGGUGCCUCAUCAUCCUCCUCAGUCUCAGCCACACUCAUCUCCUCCUCGGCUCUCUUCUUAGCCUUAUACAGGGCGAGCGUAGCACGGAGCUCCUCGUCUUCCUCGACAUCUCGCAAGAACUGCUCGUACUCUUGAUCCAAGCGUUCUUGGUCUGCCUUCUUGGGAAGAAGCUCUCCCUCGUCCUUGUCCAUACGCUUGAGCUGCCAGUUUCUCUUGCGGUUCUUUCUGCGGCGGGGAUAGUGCUUCUUGACUAGCACCACGUCAGGGAUUCUCGAUGAGUAUGUGUUCGAGCUCUCGAUCUUCUCGUAUUCGGUGUUGUUGAAAACGGUUCCGGCCAUCAGGUAACCCAUAGCAGAAUCACCGGGCUGGAGGAGUCGACCCAAGUGAGUCCUUGUGAAGUAUGUUCGGUCAUUUGAACCAAGAUCUGAGGCACGAGCGACUGUGGCUUCGGCAAGCGUCCACUUGCCCUUCUGGGUUGCUGUGCGGUCGAUAUCCAUGACAAUGAACUCAACGAGCUCAUGCGUAUCGGUGAGAGAUAGGAAAGGAGCUCGCCAAUAGAUGGGUGAGCUGAUAUCGCAAGUCUGAAGGGUCUGAGGGUCCAACAGGUACACAGAGGUACCGAUCUUGUGGCAGAGGAGGAGAGGUGAGAUGUUGCCGUUUUGCUUGGCCAUCUUGAUAGGCAGAGCGACCAAGUCGUCUUUACAUAUAGGCACCAGCUCGGCCGAAUAUGUGAACUUGUACGACGACUUAGAGGUGUGGGUAUCGUGAGAGAUAAGCUCCUGCGACGCCUUCACCUUGACAGGCACCACAGAGUUGAGGAAGUCGAUGAACUUCUCAGCCUGGUUCUUUUGGGCGAAGAAGAAGUCGAUACCAUCCUUGGCCUCCCGAAUGUUGAGUGUAUCUUUGUGUGCGCCGUGCUUCAUAAUAAGCUGCUCGAGGAAAAGGAAAGUUCGCUUGUGAAGGACCUUUUGACGAACUUGAACAGCAGCUCGCCAAACGUUGGCAGUGUACGACUUGGCACACUCAGGGCACUGCUGGUACGCCACCACAUACACAACCUCGAAACUCUGUUGAAGCAGCAUACCAUCUUGGACGGAAUCCUGGAUUGUGAUCUUGACCUUUACUCGUCGCGAGUGAGGCUCGGUCCAGAUAAAGCUCGCGUCCACGAUACGGACUUUGUUCAAACCUCGAAGUUUCUUGAGGCACAUGGCUAACAAUUCGCGGGAUUCGGGGGCGGCAACGAUCCAACUGUUGGGGGGCAUGAGCCAUCGGUCGCAAUCUCGGCAGAAGUUGAGCGUCGCCUCUCGCUGGACGCCUUGGGAAAUGUCGACAGUAAGCUUGAUACAGUCGUAGCAGAGAGCGCCGCUGGAGGCGGUUCCAUCGAUCGGGGCACCGCAGUUGCAGCAGAGAAUACUGAAGAAACUCGAGUUAGUAUUGCGCCCAAGAAUGGAACGAGUGCGGGGUGGUAAAGGAAGAUCAAGACUUACGUAGCAGAGCCCUGCUGCUGAGAGACAGGGGCUAUAGAGAUAGGCUGGUCAUCCAGAUCCAUCGACAUGUUGGGCAACGAUGUCGUGUGAAAUUUGAUGGUGUUGUUUGGGUGGAAAUGAAUGAUGUUCAGUGACUUUUAGAAAUCCUAGAGUGGGAGAAUUUGGUUCGCCGCCGCUUGAUAAGCGCUUAUCGGUGGGCAGAAAGGAUAUUUUUUUGCAGGCGCGGGGCAAAAAUUGGAAAAUGCAGGAUUCUUUCCUCAGAGUCAUAAAGUUCAGGGUCCACUUGGCUCCAUGAGAUUUGGUCAUGCCAAUCAUUGGAUGGCCAUCAUGUCUUAAAUGGAUUCUAUAUCUUCAAAAGUCGUGGUUUUGAUAAAUUCAGGUAUUAUAGACAAAAAUGCAAAAAAGAAAGAAAAAAAAAGAAAAACAAUGGCUAUACAGAUCAGAAAAUCUUGCUUAGUACCCUCGUCACCUCGGCUGGUUGAUCUUCCACUUCCGUCUUCUUCUUCGCCAGAGGAACUUGCUUGAACGAUCUCUUGACUUGUCGCCCCGAGUCCUCUCCCUCUCUCUCGCCAUCUGCCUUCCUCUUCUUGGCCUUUGCCUUGGCUUCCAUGCCGUCCAGCAUCUUUGCUUUCUCCACGUUCCUGACAAACUCCUUGUUCUCCUUUGUCGACUUGCUGAUCUCGGCUCUCAUGCGGCUAGCGCGCUCAGCGUUCUCAGCAGCGAUUUGCUCUGUGAGGUUGUGCCAUUUGAAACCCUUGAGGUAUAGAAGAUUCCAUAAAUCGUCGUGGUAGUAGCUGCCCUUCUUACCGCCAAUGGUGCGCGCGUUGAGAAGAUCGCAUACAGCCUUGGCGUCCUUCUUUUUUGUGAACUCGACCCAUCCUUCGGUAUAAGAUCGCUUCUUGUUACCGCCAGCGCGAACGCGACGGGCAUGUGAGGCUGGGUCUUCAGGGGCAAGGAAGAUGCGGUUGAUGGUUCCGUAGGGUUCGAGGAGAGAGCGCAGCUUGGCGGGCUUCAUGAAGGGUGGUAUACGGGAGAGGUAGACGACGCCUGACUUCUUGAUGGCGGCUUCGGAUGCGACGAGGUUCUUCUUUGUCAAUGUUCUUGUGACAUCGGGCAGCUCCGUCGAAGUUGUGUCUUUUGAUUUGCGCUUUGGCUUUUCCGGUUUGUCAUCCUCCUUCUCGCCCUUUUCUUGUUUCUCUAAAUCCUUUUCGGCCGGCUCGCCGUCAUCGUCGCUGGCAUCGCGCUCAAUGUCGCUACCCAUAUCAUCCUCAUCGUCCGAGUCAAGUUUCCGUCGCUUGGCGCCUCGGCCACCCUUUUUCAUAUCAUCAUCCUCGGAAUUGUAGCCAACAUCGUUCUCUUCAUCGCUAUCGGCCGUAUCGAGAAAGUCGUUUUUGGUUUCGGGUGCCAUGAUGAAUGCGAUUGGCAGCACUGAGCUUGAGCUGUCUCCAAUGUGAGGCCGG